Molecule: messenger RNA, 165 nt
Organism: Penicillium maclennaniae
Lineage: Eukaryota; Fungi; Ascomycota; Eurotiomycetes; Eurotiales; Aspergillaceae
Exons: 2
Coding region: 1-165 (54 amino acids)
Source: RefSeq, a predicted model, not a curated record
AUGUGUAUGAAGGCUCAGUGCUCUACCUGCAACAAGGUCACCUGGUGGGGCUGCGGUGCCCAUAUCCCUUCGGUGAUGGACUCGAUCCCGGAGGACGAGUGGUGCUCAUGCUCGCCCCAGGUUGAGAAGGAUGGCAAGAAGUACCCGCCUAAGGCUGCCAAGUGA